AUGUCGGCGUUUACGGACUAUGGCGCGACGUCGCCGAUGAGCUCGCGCAGGCUGACGAACCGGAACACGAACCGGUACAGCGUCACCGCGCUCUUCUCCAUGGCCGCCGAGCAGGACGUCGAGGUGGAGGACGACCUGGCGCGGGCGCAGAAGAGGCUGCGUGAUCUCAAAGCGCGGAUCAGCGCUCAGAGCAAGAAGAACUUUGUGCUCGAGCGGGACGUGCGAUACCUGGACAGCCGGAUCGCACUGCUGAUUCAGAACCGGAUGGCGGCGGACGAGCAGCGGGAGGUGGAGAAGCAUCUCGAGGACGUCGACCCGAACGAGGGUGUCUUCCCGGACGACCGCCGCCUGGCCCAGUAUUCAAACCUCUUCUUCCUCCUCCAGUCCGAACCUCGGCACGUGGCUGCACUCUGCCGACUCGUAUCGUUGAGCGAGAUCGACACCUUGUUGCAGACGGUCAUGUUCACGCUCUACGGAAACCAAUACGAGAGCCGGGAAGAGCAUCUCCUGCUCACGAUGUUCCAGUCCGUCCUAAGCGCCCAAUUCGACUCGGCCACCGAAUUCGGAUCCUUGUUGCGCGCCAACACACCCGUGAGCCGGAUGAUGACGACCUACACCCGUCGCGGGCCCGGACAGUCCUACCUCAAAUCCGUCCUCUCCGAGCGCAUCAACUCCCUAAUCGAGCAUAAGGAUUUGAAUCUCGAGAUCAACCCCGUCAAAGUGUACGAGCAGAUGAUCAACCAAAUCGAGGAGGAGACCGGCGCCUUGCCUGAGAACCUUCCCCGCGGUGUUCCACCGGACGUCGCGAGCGCCAAUGCGGACGUACAGGCGAUUAUCGCGCCCAGGUUGACGAUGCUCAUGGAGAUCGCCAAUAGCUUCCUUGUGACGAUUAUCGACAGUAUGGACAGUGUGCCGUACGGUAUUCGGUGGAUUUGCAAGCAGAUUCGUAGCUUGACCAGGCGCAAAUAUCCGGAGGCGACCGACUACGCUAUUUGUUCACUCAUCGGCGGCUUCUUUUUCUUGCGCUUCAUCAACCCGGCUAUCGUCACUCCUCAAGCGUACAUGCUUGUCGACGGCGUACCUGCCAAGCACCCGCGCAGGACACUCACCCUUAUCGCGAAGAUGCUGCAGAACUUGGCGAACAAACCCUCAUACGCCAAGGAGGCCUACAUGAGCACCCUCAACCCGUUCGUGGAGAACAACAAGGCGCGCAUCAAUGCAUUCUUGAACCAACUCUGCGAGGUCGGUGACUUCUACGAGACACUCGAGAUGGACCAAUACAUGGCGCUAUCGAAGAAGGACCUCAUGAUUCACAUUACGCUCAACGAGCUGUACAACACCCAUUCCCUCCUGUUACAGCACAUCGACACGCUUAGCCCUAAUGACAAGCAGCACCUCCGCAUCCUCAUGGACGAGCUCGGCCCCGCACCACAGCAAGUUCCGCGCAAGGAGAACAGAACACUCGAGCUCAAGCUCUACUCGCGCUGGGAGACACCCGUGCAGGACAUUCAAGCCGCCUUCGCCGACACCGUCUCUUCCGCCGACAUGCUCUACAUGGAGACGAAGUCCAUCCUGGUGCAACUCAUCCGUUCCAUGCCUGCCUCCGCUGGCCGCGCUCCACACGACUUGUUCAUGAUCGCGGAGAAGGCGGCCACGACGAAGGACGCGCAAUUGGUCCGGAAGGGGAUCAAGGUGAAGGAGAUGUUGAGAGAGCUAAGGGACGUCACGAGUGCGGACGGUAUGACGGACUCCUACGCAUUGCUACAGGACGAAGUCGCCGCGGAACUCGCGCACCUGGGCAGUCUGAGAGAGAAGGUCGUCGCUGAGACGAGGAGUCUCGAUUCAGUGUACAAGACGAUCUGCGACCACAACAACUACAUGCGCGGACAGCUCGAGCAGUACAAGGCGUAUCUGCAGAACGUGCGGUUGACGAGUACCAAGGAGGGUGGGAAGGGCGGUGUAGGGACUGCUGUGGGCGUCGUGAGCGUUGGAGGGAAGGAGAAGAAGCCGACCAAGGCUGCUGUGCUUGGGCCGUAUCGGUUCACACAUGCGCAGUUGGAGAAGGAGGGCAUUAUCGUGGAGAGUAAUGUCCCGGAUAAUCGGCGGCCGAAUAUCUACUUCAACAUCACGAGUCCGACACCGGGCACGUUCAUCAUCGCGCUGCACUACAAGGGCAGGGAGAAGGCCAUUCUCGAGAUGGACUUGAAGAUCGACGACCUGCUCGAGAAGCAGAAGGACAACAAGCACCUUCUCGACCUCGAGUACGUGCAACUGAACGUGCCGAAGGUGCUCGCGCUGCUCAAGAAGGUCUUCGCCAAGCGAUAA
Peniophora sp. CBMAI 1063 is the source of this 2325-nucleotide messenger RNA. The record is from the annotation of a GenBank genome assembly. NCBI's taxonomy places the organism in Eukaryota, Fungi, Basidiomycota, Agaricomycetes, Russulales, Peniophoraceae.